UUUGACUAUGUACUCUAUCAAGAAGCAGCACUUUGUAAGCAAGUUUGACAUUUGCAUAAGUUGUGCCAAGAAAUGUGUUGUGUAGUAAACUAGAAUUUUUACAGCAUUUCUUGUAAAAAAUAUUUAUUUAUUAUAGUAUAUAAAGUGGCAAUAUGUCCGUGCUCAACAAUGAUCAUUUACCGGCACAACAAGCUGACCAAACAGCCGCAACAGAAAAUGAUUUUUACGGUAAAGCACAAAAAUAUUGGUCCGAAGUUCCUGCUACAGUAAACGGCAUGCUUGGUGGUUUAGGAUACCUCAAUAGAAUCGAUAUCCAAGGUUCAAGUAGUUUUUUAAGAGAUUUAAAAGACUUGGGUAAAAAUAACGCACUCGAUUGUGGAGCGGGUAUUGGGCGUAUAACAAAAAAUUUAUUAAUGCCGCGUUUUAACACAACCGACAUUGUUGAGCAGGAUGCCAGUUUUACGGGAAAAGCCCGCGAAUAUUGUAUCGAAGGCAAUGAACAUAGCAAUCGCUUAGGUGAAAUAUACACUAUGGGUCUCCAAGAAUUUACUCCAACUGCAGCUAAAUAUGAUGUGAUAUGGUGUCAGUGGGUGCUGGGCCACCUCACCGAAAGCGAUCUUUUCAACUUUUUUCAACGUAUGCGUAUUGGUCUAACCAGCAAAGGUUAUUUGAUCGUUAAGGAGAACGUUACAUCGUCUAAUAUGGUUGAGGAAGAUAAGCAGGACUCUUCAGUAACACGGCCACUGAAAACUUACGAGACUGCUAUUAAAGGAGCUGGAUUUCGAAUUGUAAAAACUUGGCGACAACAGAGCUUCCCUAAAGGUUUAUAUCCGGUAUACAUGUUAGCAUGUCGGCCUAUUGAAUAAACAUGAUUUUUUAAUAUUUGUAAAUGUAGAAAUCUUAAUUUAACUGAACUCCAAUUUUUGGACUUAAAUAUUGGUUUAAAAAAAAUUAAAAGGAAAUUGUUUAGUUUUUAUACACAAACCUCAUGAAGGUUUUAAAGGAAAUUGUUAGUUAUAAAUCUGUACCAUACUUAGUAAAUAAAAAAAUAAGUAUACAAAAUCUCUA
Zeugodacus cucurbitae (melon fly) is the source of this 1068-nucleotide messenger RNA. RefSeq names its product alpha N-terminal protein methyltransferase 1. Gene Ontology annotation, molecular function: N-terminal protein N-methyltransferase activity. The record is from RefSeq and is a predicted model, not a curated record. Gene Ontology annotation, biological process: N-terminal protein amino acid methylation. Gene Ontology annotation, cellular component: cytoplasm. NCBI's taxonomy places the organism in Eukaryota, Metazoa, Arthropoda, Insecta, Diptera, Tephritidae. The transcript has a single exon. Bases 153 to 866 code for a protein of 237 amino acids.